AAGAGUUUGAAGAUGGCACGAACCAAGCAGACCGCUCGUAAGUCCACCGGUGGAAAGGCUCCCAGGAAGCAGCUCGCUACCAAGGCUGCCCGAAAGAGCGCUCCCGCUACCGGCGGCGUGAAGAAACCUCACCGCUACAGGCCUGGGACUGUGGCUCUGAGGGAGAUCCGCCGCUAUCAGAAAUCCACCGAGCUGCUGAUCCGCAAGCUGCCCUUCCAGCGGCUGGUCAGAGAAAUCGCUCAGGAUUUCAAGACCGACCUGCGCUUCCAGAGCUCCGCUGUGAUGGCGCUGCAAGAGGCUAGUGAGGCUUACCUGGUCGGGCUCUUUGAGGACACCAACCUGUGUGCCAUUCACGCCAAGAGAGUCACCAUCAUGCCCAAAGACAUCCAGCUGGCCCGCCGCAUCCGUGGAGAACGCCCGCCGGCCUGCAGGAUCUUCUUGAGCGCCGCCACGGACAGCCCGCUGCGCUCCUUGGAGGCAGACACAGCCUUGACGAUCAGCUCCGACACGCUGGGACCCGAUUUCUUGGGCUUGGCCGCGGUCUUCUUCUUGGGAGCUUUAGCCGGAGCAGGAGCGGCUGUUUUUCAUACUGUGUACUUGAGUUUGAAGAUGGCACGAACCAAACAGACCGCUCGUAAGUCCACCGGUGGAAAGGCUCCCAGGAAGCAGCUCGCUACCAAGGCUGCGCGAAAGAGCGCUCCCGCUACCGGCGGCGUGAAGAAACCUCACCGCUACAGACCUGGGACUGUGGCUCUGAGGGAGAUCCGCCGCUAUCAGAAAUCCACCGAGCUGCUGAUCCGCAAGCUGCCCUUCCAGCGGCUGGUCAGAGAAAUUGCUCAGGAUUUCAAGACCGACCUGCGCUUCCAGAGCUCCGCUGUGAUGGCGCUGCAAGAGGCUAGCGAGGCUUACCUGGUCGGGCUCUUUGAGGACACCAAUCUGUGUGCCAUUCACGCCAAGAGAGUCACCAUCAUGCCCAAAGACAUCCAGCUGGCCCGCCGCAUCCGUGGAGAACGCGCUUAAACUGCAAAACCCUUAAAACAGUGAAACCCAAAGGCUCUUUUCAGAGCCACC
This is a messenger RNA of Acipenser ruthenus (sterlet), 1071 nucleotides long. RefSeq names its product histone H3.v1. NCBI's taxonomy places the organism in Eukaryota, Metazoa, Chordata, Actinopteri, Acipenseriformes, Acipenseridae. The record is from RefSeq and is a predicted model, not a curated record. Gene Ontology annotation, cellular component: nucleosome. Bases 13 to 1020 code for a protein of 335 amino acids. The transcript is spliced from 3 exons. Gene Ontology annotation, molecular function: protein heterodimerization activity; DNA binding; structural constituent of chromatin.